Messenger RNA from Papaver somniferum (opium poppy), 1299 nucleotides. Its product is annotated as proline-rich extensin-like protein EPR1. The record is from RefSeq and is a predicted model, not a curated record. The transcript has a single exon. NCBI's taxonomy places the organism in Eukaryota, Viridiplantae, Streptophyta, Magnoliopsida, Ranunculales, Papaveraceae. The coding region runs from base 1 to 1299 and encodes 432 amino acids.
AUGUUAGCUGCAGAGAAAUCAUGGAGAAGGAGAUGCAUCAUAUUAUUAUCGUUUGUAAUAUUAUGUAGUAGUGUUUUUCCAGUUAGAAGUGUUGUUGGUGACAGUGAAUUGAACGACGUUGAUCAUGGAGUUUAUCAGCAGCGUUCGCCCCCUCCACUUAUUUAUGGUGCUUCUCCGCCGCCUACGCCAGUCUCCACUUUAUCUCCACCAUCACCAUCCGCUUCCUCAUCUCCGCCUGUUUAUGGGACACCUUUUUCGCCACCUAGAUCGCCUCCUGUCAUUCAUCCUACACCUCCGUCCGUUCAUGUCUCUUCACCGCACCCAGCAUUACCUCCGCCAAGUCCGCCCGUAUAUGCUGCUCCGACAACUCCAUCACCGCCAGUUACGCCUUUUAAUUACCCACCUCCACCAGUUUUUACGUCCCCUCCGACAGUUCCUCCACCAGUGUAUCAGGCUCCGCCAAUUCAGGAAUCACCAUUGCCGAUUGCUAGACCUUCUCCGCCUAUCAUUCAGACUCCCUUGAAACCCCCACCACCAUCACCUGUUGUUUAUAUACCUCAACCAACACCUCCACAAGUCCAGCAACCUCCACAAAGGCCUCCACCAGUGUACCAACCUCCAACAUCACCACCACCAGUAUAUCACCCUCCUCUCUCACCUCCAACAGCUCCGCAACCACACUUGAGCCCACCACCAGUUUAUAGGCCUCCCACACCUACUUAUGCACCUCCAACAUUCCCACCACCAGUAUAUCACCCUCCUCUCUCGCCUCCACCAGUUCAGCAACCACCCUUGAGCCCACCGCCAGUCUAUAGGCCUCCUACACCAACUUAUCCACCUCCAACAUUCCCACCACCAGUAUAUCACCCUCCACUCUCCCCUCCACAAGUCCAGCAACCACCCUUGAGCCCACCACCAGUCUAUAGACCUCCUACGCUGACUUAUCCACCUCCAUCAUUCCCACCACCAGUAUAUCACCCUCCACUCUCCCCUCCACAGGUGCAGCAACCACCCUUGAGCCCACCGCCAGUCUAUAGACCUCCUACGCCGACUUAUCAACGACCAACUGCACCACCACUGGUCCAGAGACCGCCUACACCAACUUUUCGACCAGCACCGAUCCAAAGACCUCCUACACCAACUUACCAGCGACCAACAUUACCGCCACCAGUCAGGAGACCUCCUACACCCACUUACCAGAGACCAGCUUCACCCCCACCAGUCAGGAGACCUCCUACACCCACUUACCAAAGACCAGCUUCACCCCCACCGGUCAGGAGACCUCCUGCACCCACUUAA